AUGAACAGCAGCCUAAUAAGAUGUCAAAGGGUGACAAAAGAAGACUAUGAAAAAGUUAUGGCUAUAUAUCCCUCAUCUGAGAUAGCUUAUGGCGGUGAUUAUCUUCCUGAUUAUUUCCAUAUGCUGAUAGAUAUGCCAAACAACGAGAUGUAUGCUGCUGUCAUCGAAGAUAAAUUUGUAGGAUUUACUUUAAUGACAACUGUAGAUGAUGGGGAAAGUGUUGUUACUAGGGCAGUGAGAGUCUCCAAAGAAUACGCUGGUCAAGGCAUUGCUGGAAUAAUGUUGAAAUGGAUGAAUAAAGGAGAACCUCUUUACCGACCGGAAGUCAUAUGGCAUAGAAUUGCAGGAAAUAGAAUACAUUCACCAUUACUUCAAUUGAUAAACAAAGGAAAGUACAACAAAACAUCAGAACACGACUAUCGAUAUUAUGACACACAUAAAGGACCUCUACAGAUAAAGUACAGUGUCAUAGGUCAAGCAAAUCAAUCUUUAAAAGCUGAAUAUAUUGAUGUCAAUCUUCUUGGUCAAGUUCUGGCAUCGCCUGACCAUAAGCAGUUCUUAUUCCCUGAGGAUGAAAUAGUUGUUGAUCAAGUUCCAUACAGCGCCAUUCAAUCUAACGCUCAUCUGAUGGUUACAGAACGAACUACUGUUGUUGUGUCUGAUUUGAAUUGUCCACAAAGAACUUUACUUUCAAUUAGUAAUGUCAGGGAAGCAUCAAUUGGAAUGAUGAUUAAUUUCAACGUUUAUGGCUCUCUAUCUGAGAAUAUUAGAGAGCACCUCAUUUUACACUUUGCUAAGUUUCUCUGUAAGUCAAAGAGUGACUAUAUAUUACUUCGUUGUAUAUCAGGCAAAGGAAUAAAUUUGACACUUUUAGACAUGGCGGUCAAAGAAUUUGGAUUUAAAAAAACAGAAUUUUAUGGAACAGGUUUAGUAGUCGGGAGACGAAAAAUAGCAUACAAACUGGAAUAA
Mytilus trossulus (common blue mussel) is the source of this 969-nucleotide messenger RNA. RefSeq names its product histidine N-acetyltransferase-like. NCBI's taxonomy places the organism in Eukaryota, Metazoa, Mollusca, Bivalvia, Mytilida, Mytilidae. Bases 1 to 969 code for a protein of 322 amino acids. Gene Ontology annotation, molecular function: acyltransferase activity, transferring groups other than amino-acyl groups. The transcript has 3 exons. The record is from RefSeq and is a predicted model, not a curated record.